Molecule: messenger RNA, 804 nt
Organism: Laccaria bicolor S238N-H82
Lineage: Eukaryota; Fungi; Basidiomycota; Agaricomycetes; Agaricales; Hydnangiaceae
Exons: 6
Coding region: 1-804 (267 amino acids)
Source: RefSeq, a predicted model, not a curated record
AUGCUUGCUUGGUUACCAUCACGGCCGAUCAACAAUGUUUCUGGAGGGAGGUUAACGCUUCUUUGCGUAGGCACUCUAUCGUCAAUAUCACACAGUCGCUCCUUACUCGACACUCUUUUUUCUACAAUCCAUUGGCUCUCCGUUACCCUCACCGUCCUCGCGACCAGCCUGUUAAUCGCGUCAGACGCCGGUCCCCAAUGUAUCGCUUUCGACAUCUACUGGAACUUGUUCGCCUUUGGUUUCCGCGGGAGAGAUUACAACGCCGGAAGACAGGAGUCUUGGGGGACGUCGGGGAGUGCGAAGGACAUCACGACGAAUGGUCGGCCGUGGGUCUCUGUCCGUUUGAUCAAAUGCGCCCGUAGUGACUUUGAAGGGCAGUAUACAAACGCCAUAUAUGUUAUCAACGGCGAUUCUAAGAACCCCUUCACCAUUUACAUCUACGACGCCACCGCAAAAUCCUGGUCUGCUCAAAACACGACGACAAAGCGCGUUUCUGGAGGUAACCCUCAAUUUGACCCCACCAACAUGCCUAUUCCAACAAGGAGCUUUUUCGCCCUCGACAUGGCUCUCCUCAAAUCCGCCUCACCCAAAGCCAUCCCUUGGAUCGACGUUCAAACACCCGACUUUAAUUCUGGGCAAUCUAUGGACUCGUACCAGAUCGUUAUGGCCCUCGCGCAGAACCAUAUCCACAUUUUGGGUGUUCCUGGGAUUUCAGCUGGUGAAGCCAAGAUCUUCGUCAUGUGUGACUGUACGUUGCCCUACUACCUCUUCUCUUUUUCUUUUUUCGUCGUCAAACACCUCUGA